This is a messenger RNA of Zophobas morio, 828 nucleotides long. Its product is annotated as protein trunk-like. Bases 176 to 817 code for a protein of 213 amino acids. The transcript has a single exon. The record is from RefSeq and is a predicted model, not a curated record. Gene Ontology annotation, molecular function: signaling receptor binding. Lineage: Eukaryota; Metazoa; Arthropoda; Insecta; Coleoptera; Tenebrionidae.
GACUUUUUCAAGUGAACAUCUGAACUUAAUUAGCGUUGGUACAAUGGGAGAAUUUUGAACCAGGUAGGUAUGUAUUAGCGAGAAAUGGCAUUAAAUACGUUUCACUUAGGGAGAAGGGAUAAACGAACAGUUGUGCCGUCAGAAAUGUCCAUCAGUUUGUACUUGCGACCCCACCAUGUCUUACGUACUCGUGUUCAUAGUGUUGACGUCCGUUAUCCAUUUCAGCGAUAACGUACCUCUUACAACGUGGGAGAAAAAGUUGGUAUGUGCACAACUGCCAGCGUUCGUGCUCGAAGACAUCCUCGGGGCUGCAUUCAAUCCGAGGUACAUGAGUGUCGAAGAGCCAGUCAAAACCGAGUCUGCAAGUAGUGGAAAACGUGGUGUUUCUUUCGGAGAAGAGUUCUACGUCAACGACAACUUUCUCGAACAAAUCGACUCCGAGCCAGCCUGGAACGUCAACAACCACGUAACCCUUGCAAAGAAGCGAUACGGGCUCCAUCGAAGGAAAAGAAGUAGCGACUAUUUACAGCAAUGGCAGUGCAGUUCUAAAAUUGAAUGGAUCGAUUUGGGGCCGGAUUAUUUUCCGAGAUAUUUGCGAUCGGUAGUGUGUUUAAGUGAAAAUUGUUGGUUCGGUCUGUAUAGCUGCAGACCAAAAUCGUUCACAGUUAAACUGCUACGAAGAAAAAAGGGUUUUUGUGCGAACGAUUCUAAAAAUGGCAAUCAAGUAGGAUUGAGCGGUUUGCCGAAGGAUUUGAAGGAGUUGUGGGUGUGGGAAGAAAAAGCGCUGAAUUUUUGCUGCGAUUGUGUGAGGGUGUAGGAACGUUUCAG